GUUCGGUGGUGGUGGGGGUGGUGGUGGUGGUGCUGCUGCUGCUGCUGUUGCUGCUGCUGCGGGUGGUGCGGCUGCGCGGCCGGGUGCUUCUGCUGCAGAGGCAGCAGCAGCAACAGCAGCAGCAGCAGCAGCAACAGCAGCAGCAGCAGCAGCAGCAGUUCCGCAUAUGCUGCUCCUGAUGCAGCAACAGCAACCCCAGCGGCAACAACAGAAGCAGCAGCAGCAGCAGCAGCAACAGCAGCAACAGCAGCAGCAGCAGCAGCAACAGCAGCAACAGCAGCAGCAGCAGCAGCAGCAGCAACAGCAGCAGCAGCAGCAGCAGUCGAGCUUUGCAUGCAAAAGAGCAAUGCAAAAAGUCUUCGGGGCGGAGUUCGCGGCGCUGCAUGUCCGCGUCACCAACAGGGCCGCUUACGCCCUUUACAGCAAAACCCUAGGCUACAGAGUGCAUGAUAUUGACAAAAGUUAUUAUGCAGACAAAGAAGACGCCUUUAAUAUGAGGAACUACUUUUGUAAAGACAAACGGGUGAAAGGCCGCCGCCAAAACGAUUCACAAGAAGACAAGACACAAGCGCCGGGUGAAGCAGCAACAGAGCCGCCCACGGCAGCAACAGCAGCAGCAGCAACGACAGCAACAGAAGCAGCAGCAACAGCAGCAACAGCAGCAGCAGCAGCAACAACAGCAGAAACGUCAGCAACUAAUUCGAACAAAGGAGCAGCAGCAUCGCCCCAAACAUCUCCAUCAGCAGCAGCAACCAGCAGCAGCAGCAACAGCAGCAGCAGCAGCAGCAACAGCAGCAAAAGCAGGAGGAAGAAGCGCUAG
Molecule: messenger RNA, 820 nt
Organism: Eimeria necatrix
Lineage: Eukaryota; Apicomplexa; Conoidasida; Eucoccidiorida; Eimeriidae
Product: N-terminal acetyltransferase complex subunit ARD1, putative
Exons: 5
Biological process (GO): N-terminal peptidyl-glutamic acid acetylation
Cellular component (GO): NatA complex
Molecular function (GO): protein N-terminal-serine acetyltransferase activity; protein-N-terminal-glutamate acetyltransferase activity
Source: RefSeq, a predicted model, not a curated record